AUGGCAUCCCAGGACUUUUGGAACGAUCCCAUCUUUGCUAGGGUCCAACGUGGCAAACAGCCCCAAGCCCCAGCCCCAGCCCCUUCCACUGCUCCAUCAGCCGCCGACCAGAUCCCAACGAAACAGACAGUGCCUCCAGUCGAACUUAGCGAACGAGAGGCCGAACUGCUAAAAGAUGAUGCACCGAAAUUUAGAAGCUGGGAAGGCUUUUGGGCCGACCCUGUCUUUGAGAAGGUCACGGGCCGCCGAGAACGGCUACCGCCUGGACAGCAGCGGGAGUUCUGGAAGUACGAAGUCGACGAAUCCGUGGCCAUAGGGUCACUGUUUCCUUCGCUCUCGUCAUCGGCCUUCAAUGCUGUCACUUUCGAAAAGUCUGCGAUCGAGUUCCGCUCCAAAGAUAUCUUUGCGGAACCCGCCGGCCUGUACUUCAGGACCAGCGUUGUUAUGAACGGUGCCCUGGAUGAGAUCUUCUCCGUCUUCAAACAUUUCCUGGGCGAUGGCGCCAAACCGACAUUGAGGCUUUCCGCUUUCCUAGGAGUGACGCCCAUGCCUGACAAUAGCUACACAGCCAAUGGCUUGGAGCUCAGCGGCUCGUUGGAUGGUCUCAUGACUCCGUUUCCGCCCGUCAUUCAACUGCUUACUGUCGUCUCACUGGGCGUCAGGUUGAAGAUUGGUGGUCAAACUGAUAUCUCAACGCCUCGGCUUCCGCCCGCUGGCGUGCCCCCACGAUCAGAUGGGAUCUCGUUUGGGUUCUUUGGUGAACUCCUUUUGGAGCUCCCAGGUGUUACUGGGCCUACCAGGCUCAACUUCAGCGCAACCUUACACGAGAGAGACGAGGUCAUGCAAUUGGACAUGACUUUUCCCGGUGAUGGAUCCUGGAAUAGCGCACUUGGAGCUGACUCCCUACGUCUUGAGGGUGUCUUAUUCACACUGCGAGUCCCUAUAGGGGGAAGUAGCAAGAAAAGCGAGGCAGCGACCGGGAAGCUGCCCUCUUCGAGUGACACCACGCCAGAUGGCGAAGCACCGGUGGUAAACUCAUUGAUCUUUCAGGAGCGAUUUACAAAGGGCGGCCUGCUCACUGUUAGAGUCUCCAAGGCUGCGUUCGUUCUACAAGGUUCUUUGACAAUCAACGGCCGCCAGCUAUUCGACGCGAAGAUCACAAUCACGAAAUCCGGAGUGGCCAUUCGCGCGUCAGUCGAUAAGUGGGAAAUUGAUGAUGGCCUGAUCGUCAUUAAUAAUGCAUCUCUUACGCUUCUUGUAGGCCGAGCUAGCACCGGGGGCAAUGCGUCUGAGGAGGCUGAACAUCCAGAGGGCCAGGGCGAAGAGAAGAAGCCCUCGCAGCCCGUGGCAGCCCAGCCCAGCUCGGGAACUGGUGAUGAUGUCCAGUUCAAAGCACCGCAGACUCCCAGUAAAGGAUGGACUGGUGGGCUACACGUCACUGGCGAGGUGCUUUUGAACGGCGAUGCUGUCAAGGAAGGGAAAAGUCCACACACUCUCCAAGCCACGCUUGUGGUUGGGAAGCAGGCCGACAAGAUGUUCUGGGUCCUAUGUGGGACUUACAAUGGAGACCUCUCACUCAGCAAGUUGGUGCCAGGUAUAGUCGCGGACUCAGACGUCGAUCUCAGCCUGAAAUCAGUGUCCCUGGUUGCAUCGAGCAUCGACCAGCCCGACUACAGCCUCAACACUAAUGGCUAUACAAUCCGCAAAGGAUUCUUCAUUUGUGCGAGACUUCAAGCAGUGCCUUUGAUGGAGGUUAAAGGCAAGGUGAAAAAGCCCGCACCUGGAGACGACACAUAUGUCAGUGUAGGCUGGGUCAAGGGGUCCAAAUUCCCAUCGAUCUCUGUCUUCUUGCCCUCCUCGAUGAAUAUUGAACUGGGCCCCAGAUUCACGUCGAAGCGCUUUCAACUAGAUCUCAAAAGAGGACAGAAGGGGUUCUCCUUCGCAUUUAUUGGUGCCUUCCUAGUCAAGGUCGACGACAGGAACCCAGCCUACGAGUUCGCCCUCAACUUGGAAGCAGACCCGAUUGGGGCAUCUGGAUCACUUGUAUUCAGGGGCGACAUCAAUGAUCCGUUCGGUCUGAGCAAGCGAUUCACCAUAGGGCCUGAACUCGCGAUUCAAUUGAACUUCAACUGGGUGCAACUAGCAUCAACCGGUCUGCCAAUUGGAGCAGGACUAGGAGGGGGUUUCUACCUGGAUGGUAGAGUAGACGACCCAUAUUCUCUGAAGCUCUUCGUAUGCGAGAAUCCGAAGGAUAUGCUGAUCGAGGUGAAAUCACCUCUUAUGAGCUAUACAGAGAUUAUCAGGUUCGUGGCCGCCGCCAUGGAGAGAGAAAUCCCGCUCUCCGAUGUCAAAAUCUUCGAGUUUAGAGACGUUUUGAUCUACGGCAGCAUGGGGGCAUCGUUUGGCGGCAACUUCUAUCCUGCCGGCUUCCGAAUGAAGGGCACCAUCGUCAUAUUCGAUCAUGAGGCUGGCAUGGAUUGCUCGCUUACUACGGAGGGCUUCAAACUCAAGGCCUGGAUCCAGACAUUCAAGUUGGGUCCUCUGAGUGUCGGCGGCGAUGCGGUGAUUACCGGAAAAUCUGGCACAUUCGCCGUGCUUGACAUGAAUCUGGGUUGGGAAGAACAGAAGUUCAUCCUCAAGGGCUUCGUGGAAAUUUUCAAUAUCAGGGCUGCCAUCGACGUGCAUAUGCAGAUCUGUCCGACACCCAAGUUCUACUUUGACUUUGAGGUCACCUGGACCGACCUGCUCAGGCUCAAGGUACAUGCCGAGAUGGUCAACCAGAAGGCAAUUGAUAACCCUGGAUCCACGGACUUCGUCAUCUCGGCCGAUUUCCAGCAGACAAUCAUUCAACAGAUCGCGGAAAGCCUGCACAAGGCGCUCAAGGCCACGCAUGAAGCAAUCCAGAAGAAGCUUGACAGUGCCAAGGAAGCGGUAGCGGACGCCGAGCGUAGGUACAAGGAGCAGGUAGAGGAGGCGCAGAAGAAGCUCAAGGCAGCCAGAGCUGCGUAUGAGGCAGAAAAUGAUGCGCUGGACAGGCAGCUUGAUGAGCUCGAGCGUCAAACGAAGCAGGGCAAGGAUGAGAGGCGCGACAAAAUCAACAAGGCUAACGACGAGGGCACAUCCAAGAUUGAAAAUACUCGCACGAAGCGAGGCCGUGAGGUAGAGGAAAACAGGAUAAACUUCAACGCGAAGGAGACGGAGGUAAAUAACCAGGAAAGUAAUGGUGCUGCGGAGCGCAACCAGACUGUCUCAGAAAGCGAGCAGAGAAAGCGGGCGUUCAUGUCCCAGUUCGGAGACACUGAGGCAUCCUUAGAGCGCGGAAGAAACGAUGUGCAACGUGCAAGUAGUAGGUUCAAGGCCACUCGUGCUGCUCAGUGGGAAAGCGUGACUAAUAUGUUCACAGACGAUGUCAACAGCCUGAAGAGAGAGAUGGAUGAACUGGAAAGGCGUAAGGAAGGGCUCAAUUGGCUUCAAAAGGCGCUCGCACUUGAUAUUAACUUCCAGCUCGGCGCAUUGGGUGUGCAGUAUGUUGGCGCCAAGAUUGGCCUCGCUGUUGCUGAGGGUGUCAUUUCUGCCAUCAUCAACAUCAUGCGCUCCGACAUUUUUGAAUCUGCCAAACAGGCCUGGUAUCGGGCAAGCGAGCUCGUGGACACUGUGAUCCGCAAGAUUGCGCUGGCGGUGCAACAAGCCAAGGACCAACUGGCCAACGCUGCCAAAGCAUUGCAAGCUGCAGAGGCAGCGCUCAAGGGCGAUGUGGCCGAGGCCGAGAGAAUAGCCAACGAGAUGGUGAACGACGCCAAGCGUCUCUAUGACACAUAUGCCGCCGAACAGGAGAAAGAGUCGGCAAAGCUACGCAUCCAACUCCAGCAGCUAAAGAACAGCGCGACGGGUCUCGCAGUCGCGACCGCCGAAGGCGCGUUGGAGGUAGCCAAGAACAACACCGCCGUCUUCAAGUUGGCGGAAGCUGGCCUCGAUGCGGUCAAGGCAAUCGAGACAGCCACCUAUAAGACUCUGGACGAGCUCGUUACUGCAGCAUCUCAGCUGUGCGACAUACGUAACAUUCACCUCCGCGGCGUCAUCACUUCGGAUCCCAGUCGACAAUCAGCUUUCACCAUCUACAUGGAUGGUACACUUGUGGGCCAGAAUUUCGCGUUUGAGGUGGAAUACACGCCGGGCGAGACUAGAAAGUUCUUGGAGGGCGUGGCGAAAAAGGCGCUCGGCGAACUGGGCUUGAUGGCAUAA
Messenger RNA from Diaporthe amygdali, 4242 nucleotides. RefSeq lists its product as uncharacterized. NCBI's taxonomy places the organism in Eukaryota, Fungi, Ascomycota, Sordariomycetes, Diaporthales, Diaporthaceae. The coding region runs from base 1 to 4242 and encodes 1413 amino acids. The record is from RefSeq and is a predicted model, not a curated record. The transcript is spliced from 9 exons.